AUGGUUCACAAGACAGUCGCAAGCAACCGUCCAGCGACCUGGUCUGCAGAAGGGCACGAUGGUGCCGCAGCGCAGAAAAUGUCGGUUGACGCGCAAAUGCGUACCGACGAGGCCUCCAGAGAUCUGGCGUAUCAGUUCCUACGAAUGAACCGUACCACCGGCCGUGCGCCUGUCGCCGAUAAUCAUUAUACCAGCACGCCUCCCAGCUGUGUGACACCAAGAGAUCGUGCCGCUAUGACAGCCGAAACUUCACAACCACAAGGGCGGCGUCACUCAUCUUUCGACCCGGGAACAGUGUCAAGCCUGGCAUACCGCGCCAAAGAGCCGGCCCAAAACCCAAGAAAGCACCAGAGAGGGAGUCCUUCACUCGGCGACAUUGAGGAACAGGCGGAAUCCCUGGGGGGGCAACACUUCAAGAGAAUAUCGGGCGACUCGGGCUAUGGCUCCGACACGCAGCGCAUACGUUGCGAGCAAAGCAUCCAUCCUUAUGAUCGCCAUACAGUAAACACCGAGGUGCUCUACAAGCCCAAGGUGGUCGUUAUCAGCUAUUCUGCGUCCGACUCGGAAUGCGACGAGGCUCUGGGCGCUCCCAGACGGCCCAAGAGGCGCCUCCGCAAGCAUAGCUUAGCCGCAGCCACCAAGAUGGCCGGCACGGAGGCACCAGAUGCUCGUGACUGCGUCCCGAACUCGGUCGUAGAGAGCAUUGAGUCGGCGCACUCUCUUUCCCACUCUUCGAAAGGCUUGCGACGAGUGAAAGGAACAGCCGCUUUGCGGCCAAAGAUUGACCCCCAUUCAGGUCUACUGAAGCCAAGGAUGAGGACCACGACGAUGCCCAGCAUCAUUGCUUCCGGCAGCGGUCAUGCUGACAGACCAAGGCUGCUACUCAAGACAUCAACUUGGUCCUCAAGCGGCCAAGAUACGGUUCGAUCGGUGGUACAGAGACGGCCGCGGCCGGUAUCUGGACCGCCCACAUUGCCCCUCAACUGGCAUACAAACGCCAUACCCAAGCUGGCGUUCUCGCCCGUCGAAGAACAAUCCGAUUCUCCAAGCGACAGCGACGAGUCCUCCGUGGAAUCCAGUGUCUUCUCGAUACCAAACUCCCCGGUCGAGCCCUGCGAGCUUGAUCGAGAUGACCCAUUCGCCCCUCACUUUGACGCCGUCAUUGCAAGUGUCUUCGAGCGGUUCAGGGAUUGGCAGAUCCGGCAAAGGGGCGGGCAAGCCGGGCGAAGCCGAGCUCGGCGGCCCAGCUCCAACACAAUCGACUCCGGCCGCUCGUCGAGGAAGCGGUCGCAUUCCGAGCUACCCGAGCACCCCGCUUCGGAUGAGGACGUCCACACGGCCCCGGGGUUCAAGAGACCGAAGGUUCCCGCAUCCCCAACGAAAACGCUCGCUUGCCCCUUCUGGAAGAAGAACCCCGACAGCCACCGGCAAUGCUACAAAAAGGUCCUUAGCAGGAUCAAGUACGUCAAGUCUCACUUGUAUCGCUUCCACCCGGCCCCAAUCACUUGUCCUUGCUGCGGUGCCGAGUUCCGAAGCGAGGAGGUGCGAGAUGUGCACCUGCGAGCCAGGCGCUGUGAGAUCGUGGAACGGAGCGACAUUGCGGACCACGAGGGCUUGACCGCCGAGCGGAUGAGGCAGGUGUCUAGGCGAGCUGACCCACGGCUCUCCGAGGAGGAGCAGUGGUUCGUCAUAUGGGACACCAUAUUCCCCAACACUCCGCGGCCCUCCACGGCUUACAUCGACGGCGCCCUCUCCGAGGAUAUCUGCAACUUCCAUGAGUUCUUUGCCAACUCUGGCAACGACAUCAUUCUUCACUACUUCAGCCUCCACGACCCCGACUUCGCGCGCAGCGACAGAGCGGCCCUUUACGGCCGCUUUGUCAGGGACGGGGUGCUCGAAAGGAUCUACGAACAGUGGGCUACCAGGAGGGGGCUGCGGCAGCCGCAUGACACAGACGACUUCACGCCGCCCCAGUCGAUCCCCACAGAGUCCGAACUUCCGAGCCGGGCGUCGUCGGCGCACGGGAACCCGCCCACACAGGACCCGGUGCAGACGUAUUCGGCGGAGGACAUCCAGCCCGUGCCUGCAAGUGCUUUGCAGUUCGCUGGCCAGGGGUUUGAUGAAGCCGGCGUCAGUGACGACUUGUACUAUGACUCGCACACGCAGAGCCUAUAUGACGAUCUUGCUAGUAUGUUCCCUGACGCAGACUACCAUUAG
This is a messenger RNA of Colletotrichum graminicola M1.001, 2217 nucleotides long. RefSeq lists its product as uncharacterized. NCBI's taxonomy places the organism in Eukaryota, Fungi, Ascomycota, Sordariomycetes, Glomerellales, Glomerellaceae. The transcript has a single exon. Bases 1 to 2217 code for a protein of 738 amino acids. The record is from RefSeq and is a predicted model, not a curated record.